AUGCCGGUGCCCCUGCACCUCCCCCCUCCCAUGCCCACGCUCCUGCCCCUUCCCUCCCCCUCCCCCGUGCCCGCGCCCCUGCAUCUCCAACCUCCCCCCGUGCCCACGCUCCUGCCCCUUCCCUCCCCCUCCCCCGUGCCCGCGCUCCUGCACCUCCAACCUCCCCCCGUGCCCACACUCCUGCGCCUCCAACCUCCCCCGUGCCCACGCUCCUGCCCCUUCCCUCCCCUUCCCCCGUGCCCACACUCCUGCACCUCCAACCUCCCCCCGUGCCCACACUCCUGCACCUCCAACCUCCCCCUGUGCCCACGCUCCUGCGCCUCCAACCUCCCCCCUGCCCACGCUCCUGCACCUCCAACCUCCCCCCGUGCCCACGCUCCUGCACCUCCAACCUCCCCCCGUGCCCACACUCCUGCACCUCCAACCUCCCCCCUGCCCACACUCCUGCGCCUCCAACCUCCCCCCGUGCCCACGCUCCUGCACCUCCAACCUCCCCCGUGCCCACGCUCCUGCACCUCCAACCUCCCCCCUGCCCACGCUCCUGCACCUCCCCUCCCCCCGUGCCCACGCUCCUGCACCUCCAACCUCCCCCCUGCCCACGCUCCUGCACCUUCAACCUCCCCCCUGCCCACGCUCCUGCACCUCCAACCUCCCCCCGUGCCCACGCUCCUGCACCUCCAACCUCCCCCCGUGCCCCUGCUCCUGCGCCUCCAACCUCCCCCCGUGCCCACACUCCUGCACCUCCAACCUCCCCCCGUGCCCACGCUCCUGCACCUCCAACCUCCCCCCUGCCCACGCUCCUGCACCUCCAACCUCCCCCCGUGCCCACGCUCCUGCACCUCCAACCUCCCCCCGUGCCCACACUCCUGCACCUCCAACCUCCCCCCGUGCCCACGCUCCUGCACCUCCAACCUCCCCCCGUGCCCACGCUCCUGCACCUCCAACCUCCCCCCGUGCCCCUGCCCCUGCACCUCCAACCUCCCCCCGUGCCCACGCUCCUGCACCUCCAACCUCCCCCGUGCCCACGCUCCUGCACCUCCAACCUCCCCCCGUGCCCACGCUCCUGCACCUCCAACCUCCCCCCGUGCCCCUGCCCCUGCACCUCCAACCUCCCCCCGUGCCCACGCUCCUGCACCUCCCCUCCCCCCGUGCCCACGCUCCUGCACCUCCAACCUCCCCCGUGCCCACGCUCCUGCACCUCCAACCUCCCCCCGUGCCCGCGCUCCUGCACCUCCAACCUCCCCCCGUGCCCACGCUCCUGCACCUCCAACCUCCCCCCGUGCCCACGCUCCUGCACCUCCAACCUCCCCCCGUGCCCACGCUCCUGCACCUCCAACCUCCCCCCGUGCCCCUGCCCCUGCACCUCCAACCUCCCCCCGUGCCCACGCUCCUGCACCUCCAACCUCCCCCGUGCCCACGCUCCUGCACCUCCAACCUCCCCCCGUGCCCACGCUCCUGCACCUCCAACCUCCCCCCGUGCCCCUGCCCCUGCACCUCCAACCUCCCCCCGUGCCCACGCUCCUGCACCUCCCCUCCCCCCGUGCCCACGCUCCUGCACCUCCAACCUCCCCCCGUGCCCACACUCCUGCACCUCCCCUCCCCCCUGCCCACGCUCCUGCGCCUCCAACCUCCCCCCUGCCCACACUCCUGCACCUCCAACCUCCCCCCGUGCCCCUGCUCCUGCACCUCCAACCUCCCCCCGUGCCCACACUCCUGCACCUCCAACCUCCCCCCCUGCCCACACUCCUGCACCUCCCCUCCCCCCGUGCCCACGCUCCUGCACCUCCAACCUCCCCCGUGCCCCUGCCCCUGCACCUCCAACCUCCCCCCGUGCCCGCGCUCCUCCGCCUCCCCUGCCCAUGCAGUGGCUCCUAG
This is a messenger RNA of Dipodomys spectabilis (banner-tailed kangaroo rat), 1875 nucleotides long. Its product is annotated as vegetative cell wall protein gp1-like. The record is from RefSeq and is a predicted model, not a curated record. Lineage: Eukaryota; Metazoa; Chordata; Mammalia; Rodentia; Heteromyidae. The transcript has a single exon. Bases 1 to 1875 code for a protein of 624 amino acids.